Messenger RNA from Cotesia congregata, 3021 nucleotides. The record is from the annotation of a GenBank genome assembly. NCBI's taxonomy places the organism in Eukaryota, Metazoa, Arthropoda, Insecta, Hymenoptera, Braconidae.
AUGAGAUUAACAAUUAUUAUAACAUUAAUCCCAACCAUGCGAAAGUUUAGUCUCGACUCAAGGCUGAAGACCGCGAUGGCAGCGCAGCAGCAAAGACAAACAGUUACAUCAUCCGGAAUAUCAAACAAGUACAUGUCCUCCUCCCAAUCAAGUUUCUCAAUAGCCUCCUCAAAAGAAGUAAGCUCGUCUAUCGCAGCCUUAACAACCGCCGCAUCAGCAGUAAACCACCUUUUAAACGGGCCUUACACCGAAGACGACCUACUAGCUCUCCCUCUAGACGACUUAACCCAACUCUGCACCAACGCGACCGCUCAAGACGUCGAAAAAGCUCGUCAGAAGUACUCCGCAUUAGUAGAAAAAUUCAUAGACCUUCUAAAAACUUCUUCUAAAGCGCCCAGUUUGCUGGACAAGAUCCACAGUAUUAUCCAGAAAGCCUGGUCAGUUCCCACCCACGGUCACGAAUUGGGUCUCACCCUCUGCAACACCCUUAGGAUACGCGGUGGGUUGGAUUUCAUGAUAAAAAACUGCCGCGGGGACGACCAGAGGCUUAAAUUUUCCUCCGCGACUCUUUUGGAACAAUGUUUGAUCACCGAAAAUCGCGCUUACGUCGUCGAACACGGUCUAGACGCGGUAGUAAGCGUCGCUUGUUUGUGCAUGAACCCCAAAAACAAAGACCUGAAUUACGCCAGAGUCGGAAUUGGAAUUCUAGAGCACCUUUUUAAGCACAGCCAGAACACUUGCAGCAAAGUAAUUGCUCUAGGUGGCUUGGAACAGCUUGUGUUCGCUUGCAGAAUGGCGGACGUAGAAGUUCUGCGGCACUGCGCAAGUGCAAUAGUGAAUCUAGCGCUUUACGGCGGUGCCGAGAACCAAGAGCGCAUGAUCAGUUCCAAGGUUCCCACUUGGACGUUCCCUUUGGCGCUGCAAAACGACGAGAAUGUUCGGUACUACGCGUGUUUAGCUGUCGCCGUUCUGGUCGCUAACAAAGAAAUUGAAGCUUCGGUUAAAGACGGAGGAGUUUUGGACCUCAUAGAACCGUUCCUAACCUCCCACAAUCCUUCAGAGUUCGCUAAAUCUAACCUCGCGCAUGCCCACGGACAAGCGAAGCAGUGGUUAGAGAAGUUAGUUCCAGUUCUGAGCUCUAAGCGCGAAGAAGCGCGCAGUCUUGCGGCGUUCCACUUCUGUAUGGAAGCGGGGAUCAAAAAGGAACAGGGAAAAACGGAUAUCUUCCAUGAAAUUGGGGUUAUAGAACCGCUAAAAAAGGUCGCCAGUUGUCCGAACGCGGUAGCUUCGAAGUUCGCCGCUAAAGCGCUGAUUCUAAUGGGUGAAGAAGUGCCUCAUAAGCUGAGCCAACAGGUGCCGCUCUGGUCGACUGAUGAUGUUAAGGAGUGGGUAAAGCAAAUUGGCUUUGCGGAGUAUGUUCAGAAUUUUGUGGACAGUCGGGUUGAUGGAGAUUUGCUUUUGCAAUUGACGGAAGAAAAUUUGAAGGAAGAUAUUGGGCUGACCAAUGGGAUCAAGAGGAGGAGGUUCACCCGCGAACUUCAAAAUCUUAAAAAAAUUGCAGACUACAGCAGCAAAGAUUCCGGAAAUUUAAACGGAACUUUACUUCUAGCAGGCAAAGAAUUUGCAAUUUAUACUUAUAAUUUUCUCAAUGCGGGCAUUGAUGAAGCAUACCUCGACAGCAUUUCCGAAGACCAAUUGUUGACGGAAUGCGGAAUUGUUAAUAGUAUUCACAGGGUUAAAAUAAUGGAGUCUAUCAAGAGACAUUUGAACUCGAAAAAAGCAUCGCCGACAGAUGAAAUUGAAACUACAGACAAAAAUCUUGAUGUUUUUGUAAGUUACCGAAGGUCUAAUGGUUCUCAGCUGGCUAGUCUUCUUAAAGUACACUUGCAAUUGCGCGGGUUCUCCGUAUUUUUAGACGUCGAGAGACUUGAAGCGGGAAAGUUUGAUAAUAAUUUGCUGCAGAGUAUUAAACAGGCUAAACACUUUUUGCUGGUUCUUACGACUGACGCACUUGGGAGGUGCAUUAAUGAUGACGAGGGCAAGGAUUGGGUUCAUCGGGAGAUAGUUGCUGCGUUACAGUCGCAGUGUAAUAUUAUUCCGAUUAUUGAUAAUUUUCAGUGGCCGCAAGUUGAAGAGCUACCGGAAGAUAUGCGUGCUGUUUGCCACUUUAAUGGUGUCAGCCUCCGACUAGGUUCUAAAGACAUUUCAUCACCAGGCACACCAGCGAGUUCAAGUAUGCGACACCCGCCGGCCUAUCACAGAAUACCGAGCAAUGAGAGUCAGAAUAAUAAAGAUUCUAGCAAAGAAACUAUCAAUAAAGAUGGAACUAAAAAUAGAUUUAGAAAAACUUCCAGUCCAAUAAGACCAAUAGGAAUGCCUUCGACACCGUCGCGUAAAUUUGUGUACACAAACCCAGGGAAGAGUCCAGAGCCCAAAAGACCAGCGAGACAUCCCUCACUGUCUUCAACAAGAUCGCGCUCACUGGAACUGCUGGACCAGCCUGAAAAAGUGAUCAAGAGACUGACCGACGGAUCGGAGCCUGCUGCUGCCAGGCCUCGGUCACGGAGUCUCGAUGAUUUUCUCGAGGAAUCUCCGGUGUCGGUGAAGCUCGAUGAAGUUCUCUCACUUCAAGAGUCUAGUAAAAUUUCAGCGCUGCCCGUUCCGCGUCCUAGGACAAAAUCAGUUAAAGAAGCUAAAGCAAAGCUCGAUUUUCCGAGCAGACAAUUGUCUCUGGACAGCGAGCUGAGCAAAAAUAAAUUAACUGAUUGCUGUGAUAUUCAAGGACGUGAAAAUAAUAAUAGUAGCAAUGAAAAUAAUAAUGGGAGUAAUGAAAAGUGUUCUUUAUCUAAAUCUAAAAGCUGUGGAGCGGGAUUGGAUGAAGAAGAAUCUAUUUCUUCUAAUGAAUUUCCGAGUAAUGUUCCUCAAGGGUCGCUUCAGUCCCUUCAGGGGAUUUUUGAAAAAAAAAAGUCCAAAUUUAUGAACAAAUGCGUUAGUAGGAUGAGAUCACUCAUCAAAAAAUGA